Molecule: messenger RNA, 1951 nt
Organism: Cloeon dipterum
Lineage: Eukaryota; Metazoa; Arthropoda; Insecta; Ephemeroptera; Baetidae
Product: ATP-binding cassette sub-family G member 4-like
Exons: 7
Coding region: 31-1788 (585 amino acids)
Biological process (GO): transmembrane transport
Cellular component (GO): membrane
Molecular function (GO): ABC-type transporter activity; ATP hydrolysis activity; ATP binding
Source: RefSeq, a predicted model, not a curated record
UCCAAUCUUUUCACUACAUGCAGACAGGACAUGGACGAGAACCAAGACGGACCGCUGCCUGAUCUGCUCAGCAGCAAGCAGCCAACGACUGAUCAGUCCUGGGGCAAGGUCGGAAUCAAAUUUGAGGGAAUUUCGCUGCUUGUUCGAAAUGCUAAGGGUGAAAGAAAAGAAAUUUUGUCCAAUCUGCACGGUCUGUUCCCCUGCGGACAACUGUCGGCGAUCAUCGGCCCUUCAGGCUCGGGAAAAAGCAGCCUGCUAGAAGUGUUGGCCGGCCUGCAGACGCCCUCGAAAGGCUGCGUCCUUCCACAGGGCCAGAAGCGGCGUCUGAUCGCGCAGGAAUGCGUCUUCCCCGAAGUUCUGACGGCCUACGAAGCGCUCACGAUGGCCGCGGCCCUCAAGCUUGAUGCUCCGGUGGCCGACCGACGCGUGGCGGUGCGUCGCGUACUGCGCUCCCUCAACCUGACGCAGUGCGCGGCCACGCAGUGCGUGUCCCUGUCCGGCGGACAACGAAAGCGACUGUCCAUCGCCUUGGAGUUAAUCGACGAACCGCCAGUGCUUCUGCUGGAUGAGCCAACCACAGGUUUGGACUACGUGUCUGGGAUGAGGUGUGUGCGGUUGCUGCAGGACCUCUCGCGGACCGAGUCGCGCACCAUAGUGUGCACGAUCCACCAGCCGAGUGCGCUAAUCCUUGAGCUGAUUGACAACAUCUACCUGCUGGCCUCAGGAAGCUGCUUGCACAAGGGUUCAGUUGACAGUCUGCUUCCAAAACUGGGUUCCUUUGGACUCUCCUGUCCGAAGUAUCACAACCCCGCCGAUUUCGCUCUAGACGUGGCCUGCGGAGAACACGGGUCUGAAGUGGUCGAUCUGCUGGCGCAGCAGCAGGAAAUCAUUCUGGCUCCCGCUGACUUCCCUUGCGAGCUCGAUAAAAAGGACAAAGGGCCUGCUACGUCUUUCUUCACGCAGUUCUCAGUUCUUCUGCGACGAUCGCUAUUUGUGAUGGUGCAGGACAAAGUGUUGACAGUGACAAAAAUUUUGGUGCACAUUGUGAUUGCCAUAUUGUUGGGUGUCACCUUCUACAACUUUGGGCACGACGCCGCCAGAGUGUUCAACAAUGGCGCUCUCCUCGUCUGCUUGCAGAUCUUCCUUCUCUUCAGCAACCUCAUCCCAACAGUGCUCACUUUCCCUUUGGAAAAAGCCGUUUUUAAGCGAGAGUUUUCCAAUUGCUGGUACUCAAUGGAGGCUUUUUACCUGGCCAGAUUCGUAGCCUACCUGCCCUUGUCAACCUUCAACUCAAUCAUCUUUACCUCAAUCGUCUACUGGAUGACAGACCAACCCAUGCAGGUCGACGCCUUUUUUAUAACCGUCACCUCGGCAGUUCUGACUGGACUGAACGCUCAGAGCAUGGGAAUCCUAGUUGGCACAGUGACGAGCCUAGUUAACGGAAUGUUUCUUGCGUCGCUCAGCGGAAUUCCGCAGUUUGUUUUCUGCGGCUACUUCAUCACUCUGAGCACCACCCAUAAUGUCAUCAAGGUGAUUGCUCAUUGCACCAGCUACACGCUUUAUAGCUACCACGCCAUGGUGGCUACCAUUUAUGGACGAGACAGGCCCAAGCUGCACUGCGAUGACUUAUAUUGCUAUUUUCGAUCGCCAAAGAAGUUCCUCGACUUCCUCGGUGUCACAGACGAGGGUGUUGGCGUCGACUUGGCUAUCAUUUUCGGUUUUCUUCUCGCCAUUAACCUCGCAACUUACAGUGUAAUGAAAUAUAAAUAUGCGCACCUGCAGAGGUAGCAUUAUUAAUUUAUUGUUAUUUCUAUCGGCUUCUCUAGGUGAAUCUCAUUGUUUUAUUUUCGUUUUUACUGCCAAACGACAGAAAAAGGUCGGGGAAGGCAUUAUUAUUUUAUUAUUGAAUGUUUGUUGAUUAAGAAUGAAACAACCACUUGUUUGAACUUGA